CCUCCUGCCUCCUCCGGGUCUGCGCCCUGAGGACUGAGGCUGCGUCAAGGCGGAGUAGCGGUGCUGCUGCUGCUGCUGCUGCUGCUGCUGCUCUGGACGCUGACAUAUCCUUAUGCACUGUUACUGAAUUAGCUCGGGAAGGGGAAAGAAGGAGAGAAAAACACCAACAAAAGGAAUCUGCUCUAGCGAUAUCCACCAGCCCUCCCCAAGUUCAGCGCCCAGCUCCUCCUCCGCCAUUGCUGCGUGUGUGUGAGCUUGGAGCCCAAAGCUUGGAGAAGCCACGCUAGAUCCUCGGGGGGUACUGCCUUUCUCUCAGAAGGAUGGUGAAACUGGGGAAUAAUUUCGCUGAGAAAGGCACAAAACAGCCCCUGUUGGAGGAUGGCUUCGACACCAUCCCCCUGAUGACACCCUUGGAUGUCAAUCAGCUGCAGUUCCCUCCUCCAGAUAAGGUGGUGGUCAAAACUAAAACAGAGUAUGAGCCUGAUCGAAAGAAAGGGAAAUUCCGUACUCCCAAAAUAGCUGAAUUCACAAUCAGCAUCACAGAAGGUGUUUCUGAGAGAUUUAAGGUGACAGUUCUGGUCCUGUUUGCCUUGGCAUUCCUGACCUGUGUUGUUUUUCUGGUGGUCUACAAGGUUUACAAGUAUGAUCAUACUUGUCCAGAAGGAUUUGUUUUUAAGAAUAAUCAAUGCAUUCCAGCAGGAUUAGAGAACUACUACUCGGAACAAGACUCCAAUGCCCGGGGGAAAUUUUACACAGUCAUAAACCACUACAACUUGGCCAAGCAAACCAUCACUCGCUCAGUAUCUCCAUGGAUGUCGGUGCUGUCAGAGGAGAAACUGUCAGAACAGGAGACGGAAGCCGCUGAGAAAUCAGCUUAGUGGGAUAGGCCCAUUAUUUCCAAUAUGUCAUUUUAAGGUAACAAAGGGACUUUAAGGAACAUUUCAUUAAAUAUAAUUAUGGAUAAUUUAGAGGUUACUCAUUUAUGGUGCAACUGCUUCUGUUUGCUGAUACUGCUUUGCAAAUAAAACUUGCUGCAGAACAUUCAUGGGCAUACAACCAAGUGCAUAUCAACAUUGCUUAAAGAGCUCUGAUGCCAUUCCCCACAUUAAGAAAUCUUCAGUUAGCUAACCCAGAUAUAGCCUGGGAUUUAUUGGAUGUUGUCAGAAAAUAAAUGUAUAUUGGAUUUGCCAGGGAUUGGUCUUCAGAUAAAUCAUGCAUUUUACUUGUCUGAAUUAAUACAUAUAUUUUUAAUCACCUUAUUGUUUUGCAAACUGAACACCACAGCCAUAACUAGAGUGAUCUCUUGUUUAGCUCACAGUGAACUUUCAGAGCUUAAAAAUUCUUUCCAGCUCAAAUUAAAUGAUAACAAUGCUGACACUUAGGUCAUCCAGUAAUGCCUGGUUUAGAGACCUAAGGGGGAAAAAUUCAUCAGGUGGCAUAUUUAUUGCAUUUCCUCCCCUGCUGUUGACUUGUAAGUGAUGAUGAGGUUCUCUACAACAAGGCAUGUUCAUUGGGGUUUUCUUAUCACUAUCAACAGAACAUCACUGCAUUUCCUUGGUGGUUUUGGCAACUUUUGAAAGGAGAUGAAGGGUGUUCUGUUUAGAAGUGGCCUCCUGGGUGGCCGUCCUGGACAGUGAGGAAACCCUUUUUUUUUUUUUUUUUGUAGAUAGUCUACUCUGUAAUUUAUCUGAUAGGAAAGGAAGUCUUCAUUCACACUGGUUCAUUUUUAUAUUCCAUUAGAAAUGGAUCUGCACUGAUCUUACUGUUUGCAAGUUAAUUAGGAAGCACUACAGGAGUUGGGAGUGGGUUGGGAAGGGAGAUAAAAUUGUGGUGGCUGUUUUAAUCUAAGCUUUUUGAAUUUCUGAAUUGCAAAAACUGGGAAACAGGUAUAAUAACCCAAGAUAUAAGGAACAGGUUAAAGAGGACAUGGAGAUCAGUGUUGUAGCUGCAGGUUCAAAUAGGAAAUUUCAUUUCACAAUCUCUGUAAGAAAAUCAUAUUUCAAUUUUAUUCUGAACAUCAAAUAUAUGUUUACAAAAUUGCCAGUUAGACAAAAUAAGUGUGUAAAACGAUUAAAUAUAAAAAGAUAUUCACAAUUUUUUUCCUCCACGUUAUUUUGGAUGUGCUAUCUCUAGUGGACAUGUCAAAAGUUUCAUUGUUUUUUAGUAGAUAACCGAAAUAAAAGCAAACAGUAGUAGGUUGUUCACCCAGAUUUAGUUAAAACAAACACGGUGAGCAUGGUCAAUUCUACCCUAGGUUCCUUAAUUUUUCUUCUAAGACAAAUAUAUUUUAUUAUCAAGAAUGUUUCUAAACAAGGACCAUGCUUUCUUAAUUCUACUGUUUUAAGUACCAAACAUAUAAUGAGUGUUCACUGAACAGUUAUGUACUGUAAAAGACUAGGGUAACAGUCACUAAGCUGUGUGGAAUGCAUAAAAAGCAAUAAAUUAUGUGCCAAAACUUUUCCUGCAUAAAAAAGAACUGAAAUCCAUGUAAACACAUGAUUAAAACAAACCAUGUUUGCGUUUUAUAGUAGAUUAUAUACUUUAUUGAAUGUAAAUUCAUUCGCAUGUAACUUUUGACAUUUUCACUCUGUGUAAAUAAAGUACAAUAAGGAUAUCACUGGCUGCCUAAUAUCUGUUUUGAGAGGUCACAUGCAUUUUCCAAAUAUUACAGCAGAACAAAUUACAUCAACACAUUUACAAAGGGGACAUUAAGAUGCUGAGACAAGGCAAGGCUUCUUGUCACAGGGUGGCCUACAUAGAGGUGGUUCACAGAUGUUUGCUCUUUCAAUCAAUAAUUAAUCUUUCAAAUUUCUACUCUUUAGGCAGCCAACUGCCGAGGGACAAAAGUAGGCCCAGGACUUCCAAUGUAGAUCUUCUCUGUACAAAGAACUCCUCUGAACAUAAUAGCAGGAGAUUGAGCCUAAUAUGAACUACCUGCCAGCCCUGUCAUAAAAGCAUACAACGUGAUAUUUCCGUUCAGGAGGCAGUCAAAAACAGCACCUACCUUAGGCUACUGGUUCUUGUCUAUGAGUUUAUGCCUUGAUUAUACCCUAGAAAUAAAUACUUGAUAAGUUUGGCUUUUAUCUAGUUGAUCUUUGGUUCUAUUGCAAUGUUUCAGUACCUUGUCAUUACAUGAUGUGUAUACUCUGAAUGAUCUAGAAAUCUUAAUUUUUACAUUUAUAAUCUACAAUAAGUUAAAUCAUGUCAAACAAACUCAUAAGAUUAACACGUAGACUAUCAUUUUUCUUUUCUACAAAUACAAUAUGCCUUUGUGAAUGAACAGUUAAUCAUUUCAGUAAGAUGAGAAGUUACAGGAAAAAGAACAGAAAUAAUCAUUUUGUAGGGAGAUUACAUAAAUGUUAGGUCUAACAAGAUGGGAAAUCAGUCUCCCUGCACAAUCUCUUCCUCAAAUUAGGGUCUAUGCAUUCUCUGCACACCAAAAGCAUUCUUCACAAUAUCACUCAUUUUGAUAAGAAACUGAAUUUCUCUACUACUGAGCUACUCAGUGUAGUUUUAGGUUUUUAAAAAGGUUUCAGUCAACAAUUCAUUUUACUUUUUAUUACUAAACUAAAACCUUGUAAGUGCAAGAAUUCAUUGUGUCUACUAAAUGUACUGAAAUAAUUUGAGGAUUCCCUUUGUGAGUGUGUACAUAUACAAACAUCCGUAAGUGACUUCGUUGUAAAAUUCUUGAGUCACAACUGGGUGACAGUCGCAUAAAACACCAUACAGUACAUUCUGCUUUGUUCAAAGCAAAGUGUUCUGUGAUUUAAUGUUCGGAUGAGCAAGGCACCAAGGCCUUCAGAAUGAAAAAGACACCAAAAAAAAAAAACCAAAACCCCAAACCCAACCACAACUAGC
This is a messenger RNA of Vombatus ursinus (common wombat), 3858 nucleotides long. RefSeq names its product neuronal vesicle trafficking associated 1 (gene NSG1). The transcript is spliced from 5 exons. NCBI's taxonomy places the organism in Eukaryota, Metazoa, Chordata, Mammalia, Diprotodontia, Vombatidae. The record is from RefSeq and is a predicted model, not a curated record. Gene Ontology annotation, molecular function: clathrin light chain binding. Gene Ontology annotation, cellular component: endosome; membrane. Gene Ontology annotation, biological process: G protein-coupled dopamine receptor signaling pathway; endosomal transport; clathrin coat assembly. Bases 321 to 878 code for a protein of 185 amino acids.